Messenger RNA from Dentiscutata heterogama, 1617 nucleotides. The record is from the annotation of a GenBank genome assembly. Lineage: Eukaryota; Fungi; Glomeromycota; Glomeromycetes; Diversisporales; Gigasporaceae.
AUGUCCGCCCGAAAUACUCUAGAGCUCGUUUCUACAAAGCUCGCAGUUUUAAGAACUUUCGUAGAAUACUUUAAUUCUCCUCGAUUGAUACAUCUUAAAAACUUUAUAUUCGUUUUAGUAGUGUAUCGCUAUGGAAGAAUUCUUUUAAAUAAGCUUGCAAUUCAAGGAGUUCGCCGUACCCUUGGUGACUUUUAUAAGAUUGUUGCUGGCACCAUAUUAAAAAUUGUUGUAAAUGCUCCAGUUGCAAAAAAGACGAUUCGAGCUAAUAUUGAUAAAACCAUUAGGGAGCUUGAAGAAAAAGUUGCUCCCAAAGAAGGAUUGCCACGUUAUCUUUCCUUACCAGAUGUUGGAUUUGAUGAUCAACAAGUUAAGGAAGAAUUAAGAAGAUAUCAAGACAUGAAAAGUAUAGAUUGGGAAGAUGGUCGUUUGUCUGGUGCUGUCUAUAAUGGGGGCCAUGAACUUUCAAAACUGAUAUCUGAAGCAUAUUCCAUGUUCUGUGUAAGCAAUCCUUUGCAUCCUGAUGUAUUCCCUGGAGUACGCAAGAUGGAUGCAGAAAUUGUUGCUAUGGUAUUAGACUUAUAUAAUGCUCCAAAUGAUGCAGGUGGCACUACUACUUCUGGUGGUACUGAAAGUAUAAUUAUGGCAUGCAAGACUUACCGAGACUGGGCGAGAAGCGAAAAAGGAAUAACUGAACCGGAAAUGAUUGUACCGGAUACUAUUCAUGCUGCUUUUGAUAAAGCUGCAGGUUAUUUAAAUAUCAAAAUGAUCCACGUUCCAAUUGAUCCUGUCACACUCAGGGUUGAUACUAAGGCUAUCGCGGGAUCCGCACCAAACUUUCCUCAUGGUAUUAUUGAUGAUAUUCCUACUCUAGCGGGAAUUGCUGAUAAAUAUAAUAUUGGAAUGCACGUUGAUUGUUGUUUGGGCAGUUUCAUAGUACCAUUUUUAGAGGAAGCAGGAUUCCCUGCUCAACUCUUUGAUUUCAGAAUAAAAGGGGUUACUUCAAUUUCAUGUGAUACACAUAAGUACGGAUUUGCACCAAAAGGUUCUUCAGUAAUUAUGUACCGCUCAAAGGCUUUGCGUAGAUAUCAGUAUUUCUUUGCACCCGACUGGACGGGUGGGAUUUAUGCAUCUCCUUCAAUGGCAGGUUCACGUCCUGGAGCAAUCCUUGCUGGGUGUUGGACGGCUAUGAUGAGGAUGGGUAAAAGCGGAUAUAUCGAAUCAACGAAGAAAAUAGUAGGAUGCGCAAAAAAGAUUGAAGCUGGUAUUCGUAAGAUAGACGAUUUAUUCGUAUAUGGAAAACCCCUAGCAUCAGUAGUAGCAUUUGGUUCAAAAACUCUUAACAUUUAUGACAUAAAUGAUAAAAUGUCGAAAAAAGGAUGGAGUCUUAAUGCAUUACAAAGUCCACCAGCGGUUCACAUCGCAUGUACUAUCUUAACUGUACCAAAUGCUGAUCAAUUUGUGACGGAUUUAAGGGAUUGUGUCAAUGAGGUUAAAUCAAAUCCAGAAAGGUCGAAAGAUGGGACUGCAACUAUUUAUGGUUUGGCGGCUACUCUACCCGAUAAAGGCAUUGUUAAUGACAUUGCUUGUGGAUUUUUGGACGCAUUAUACUCUGCUUAG